AGUUACUACGUGUCCCUUUAAGCGUAAUUUCACAUAUGUUUGACUCAGUUGAUGUUCAUGGCGGCUGUGUCCUUUUCCUUCAUGAUAUAAUAAAAAUUGGGUUGUAACCAUUCAUGAAAUUAUUACCCAAAUUGCUUUCUUGCAAAAGGAAGCGAUUUUGAUUGGUUUUGUUGCAUGCAAUGGAAAUUUUGCAUUGUUGGCACCCAGCAUAUUCCAAAAAAUAAGUACUUUUCUGAGAAUUGUCAGAGAAGAUCUCUUCUUAUAAGGAUAGAGCAUUAAAAUCAUUUCCAAGGAGGCAGGGGAAGUGUUGAAGUGUAGGAAGCUCACUCUAGAUUCCAUGUUCCCUAUUUUGCUAUUCUUGUCGGUUUACAACAAAGUUGUAAUGUAAAGGUUGGUUUGUGAUUCUUCAUGCUUUGGGUUCAUUGAUUUGAUAAGUUGUUUGUUAUGAUAGCUGAAAAGGGAAGAAAUGUCUGAAUUGAUUAUGGUGAUUCAUUGCAGACAGUUUCAUUGAUUUUUAGUGAGUGCUUGAGUUUCAGUGUUUCAACUUGAUCUUGUAGAGUAAUUAUUGCAAAAUGGAAUUCAAAGAUGAAACACAAAGUGUAAUUUUACAAUUGAUGGGUCUUGAUAAAGUGCCUGCCCAACAUCCUGUUAGAGAUAAACAGAAAGUGCUCUCUGAGAAUUACCUGCAGAAAGUUGCCUCUAUUGGUGUCAGAAAGAAGCGUUCAUCGCUCCAGCAUCAUUCCUUGGGAAUGAAUACCGAUGAAAAAGAAGAAUCUGAGGAUGGUUUGAAGGUAGUCAAAGCCAUAAGGCGAGAUAGGCACCAUAACCCAUCAAAGGGAAAUUGGAAAGAGAAACCAUUUUCAUCUUGCGAAAAUUUUCAUUUGGCUGACGGGCUGCACAAAGGGUUAUCAUAUCCUGAAAGUGUGAGAGAUUAUCCUGAAAUGAUAGAUAGAAAGAAAAUACCCUAUCCCAUGAAUUUUGGUAAGCAGAUUUCAAGAUCUUCAAGUAAAAUUUCAGAGGAGGUUUCUAUGCAAACGGGAAAUGUUGCAAACAGCGUUUUAGAUGCCUUUUCAAGUUCAUUUGUCAGUGGGAAUGAAGCGUUUUCCAAUGAUAUACUGAAGCCUGCUUCCAAUAUUUCAGAUAAUAAGCUUGAAUGCAGUUCCCCGUUCUUCUGUUCUGAUGGCGCUCAUGUAGGCGCUGAAGCUAGGAACAAAACUUUGAAACAAAGGGAUGUGACCGAAGAAUCGCAAGAACAUGGACGGCAUGGUCAAGACAAUACCCAUAACCAGUUGGCUAUGAUUUCUGAACAUGGAAAUGGAGCAAGAAAUUUGCGUCAUCGAAGUGGUUUUAGUAAUGAUAAAAUUAAAAGGAACAUUAGAUUUGGGGUUGGUUUUGGUUAUACGUUUGCUAGAAAAGUGCCAAUACCUCUUUGUGCGGCUUCUGUUAUUGCUGAUAAUUUUGGAACUAUGAAUAGCGAUUACUUGUUUCAGAGAUAUUGGGGAUUAAGAAAGAAUGCAUCUGCAAAUUGGUCAAUCAGGAAGUCAAGGAAUCAAAAUAUUAACCAAAAAGAAUGUUCAGAAGAUGUAAACCUCAGUCCCAUUAGUGAUAAGUCGGAGCCGACGUGCUACAGGAGUGAUUUGUCUGAUAAGAAAACUAUGCCUCCUCAAUUGUCAAGUUCUAGUUCUUCUAUAUUAAUAGAUAGUCAGAUAUUGCAAGAAAGAUGCUUAAUGAAUGAUGAAAUGAAGAACAAAAUGCAUAAAGGCAGUAAAAAUUAUGGGAAAAAUGCUGUGACUCCUGAUUCAUCUGUUGAUUGCUUGGUAUAUGAUAAUACCGAGGUUGUUGAGAGGUCGCAAAAUAAUCCAACCAAGCAGCAAUCUAAAUCGACAGCCUUCAUUUUAUCACAAGGAGAUAUUGAUUCUUUGAGUUGUUCUUCAUAUGCUUCAAAGCUACAGGAUACAUCAGACUUUCAAGAAGAUUCUGUUCAUUCACUAUUCUCUGAGGCUGACCCAGAGUCCCUUCAUAGCUUUGAGGAGGCCUAUGAGCCUAGUCCAAUUUCAGUUUUGAAUCCCUCAUUUAGAGAUGGCAUUCUUUUGAGCUCUAAAUGUGGUGAUGAUCUAUAUGAUUCCUCUGAAGUCGAUGAUGAAGAAUUUGGUUUGAAUGUUUCAAGUGAUGGAGAUUGUGGGAAUGAAUCUAUUGAUGACUGUGAAGAAAAGAAAGAUAUAGAAGGACUUUUUAGAGUGGAAGAAAGUAGGGAUUUCUCAUAUGUUGUUGAGGUCUUAACUGAGGCAGGUAUAUCUAAUAGGAACUUGUUUACAGAUUUUUCUACAUGGUACUCUACAGAAUGUCCUAUUAGCCCUUCUGUCUUUGAAAUUCUGGAAAAGAAAUUUGGUGAGCAGCAACUUUGGAAGAGAUCUGAAAGGCGGCUUCUCUUUGAUCGCAUUAAUAUAGGGCUGUUUGAGAUUCUCCAGCCAUAUUUGCACAUCCCAAUGUGGGAAAAACCUGUCUCAAGAAGGUUGAAUGCAGAACCAAGCCAAGACAUGAUUGAGGAGGAGGUGUGGGGCAUGCUUGUUGCACACGAUAAGAAAACAAGAAAGGAUUCAGAAAACAAUAUGCUUGGAGGGGAAAUUAGGUGGACAGAACUAGAUGAAGAUAUUGAAGAUAUUGUUAGAGAGAUAGUUAAGAUGUUAAUGGAGGAGCUUGCAAAUGAGAUAGUUAGCUUGGAGAAUAUUUAAAAAAUUUGUAGUUUUGUGUGCGGCUAUAGCAUUUUUAUAUACAAGCAAUUGGUGUAUAGCUUGAUUUUGGGAGAUUGAUUUUGAGACAAUUUUGAAAGUUUGAAGAGUUGGAAUUAGGAUAUAGGUGUUUGAAGAGUUUGAAUUAGGAAUUUAGGAUAUAGGUAUAGGUUCACUAUUCUUUCAUUUGGAGUAAUAUUGUAUUCCACUUGUUUC
This is a messenger RNA of Abrus precatorius (Indian licorice), 2945 nucleotides long. RefSeq lists its product as uncharacterized. Lineage: Eukaryota; Viridiplantae; Streptophyta; Magnoliopsida; Fabales; Fabaceae. The transcript is spliced from 4 exons. The record is from RefSeq and is a predicted model, not a curated record. Bases 573 to 2732 code for a protein of 719 amino acids.